Molecule: messenger RNA, 2769 nt
Organism: Thamnophis elegans (Western terrestrial garter snake)
Lineage: Eukaryota; Metazoa; Chordata; Lepidosauria; Squamata; Natricidae
Gene: TAP2
Product: transporter 2, ATP binding cassette subfamily B member
Biological process (GO): transmembrane transport; antigen processing and presentation of endogenous peptide antigen via MHC class I
Cellular component (GO): TAP complex; endoplasmic reticulum membrane
Molecular function (GO): MHC protein binding; ATP hydrolysis activity; ATP binding
Source: RefSeq, a predicted model, not a curated record
GGCGGAAAGGGGAUUUUGCCUUUGAAAUCGAAAGCAAAAGCGGCGCGUUGGGGGAUUUUUGACUCGGCGUAGGAGUGGGCGGUAGGUGCGGCGAAUUUUGGGGACAGAGGGAAAUCAAGCUCGGCCCGGCUAAAAGCAGGCUUCAGGAUCGAGAAGGACCAAACGCCCGCGAUGGAAGGACUUUCCCGGCCGCGGCAGGAAGAGCCCGUCAGUAAGAUGCUGGUUCCUGUCAUGUUUCAGACUGUUCCCCUGCUUCUCUGCGACCGAAUCCUGCUCUCCCUGCUGGCUGGAUGGGGCCCCUCCAUGGACCCCCUGGGGGUCCCAGCGGCUUGGCUGGAGGCCGCUCUGCGCCUGCUGGUUCUCUGGGGAGUCAGGGCCCUGCUCUCCGUGGGUGGGGCCUCCCCGAUGUCCUCUUCUACGGUGGCUGCUGUCAGCAUCCUGCCCCCGUUGUACCUGUUGGUGGGACACUGGCUUGGGGACCCUCCCCUCCUGGUCUCUUCGGCCGCUUGGUCCUGGUGGCUGGCAAUCUAUGGGGCAGUGGGCUUCUCCCAGCUCCUCUGGGGGAUCCUGGCAGGAGGGCGAAGCACAGAGGAGUCCCGGAAAGAAGACAAGGCCACUUUUUGGAAGAUGCUCAGACUUUUCGGUCCAGACAAGCUGUAUCUCACUGGCGCUUUCUUGUUCCUCAUCCUGGCGGUGAUUGGUGACAUGUUCAUGCCCUUUUACACCGGGCGUUUGAUUGACAUCCUGGGCACCAAAUAUGACGCAGAAGCCUUUUACACGGCCAUCUUUUGUCUCUGCCUGGUCUCAUUUGGAAGCUCCACCUUUGCCAGCUGCCGUGGGGGGCUCUUCAUGUUCACCAUCUCCCGGAUGGUCAUCCGGACUCGCAACUUACUCUUCUCUUCUCUGGUGCGGCAAGACCUGGCCUUCUUCCAGGAGGUGAAAACAGGGACGCUGACCUCCCGCCUUUCCAAAGACACAACUAUGAUGAGCCGCUCGGUGCCGCUCAACACCAACGUCUUCCUGCGCAACCUGGUCAAGUCCGUUGGGCUCUACGUAUUCAUGAUCGGCCUGUCCUGGCGCCUGACUCUGCUGAUGCUGAUUGAGACCCCACUCAUGAUGGCCGUCCAGAAGGUCUACAAUGCCCGACACCAGGCUUUACUGAAGGCAAUCCAAGAUUCGGUGGCCCGCUCAGAGGAGGUGGUGCGUGAGGUCAUCUCGUCCAUGGAGACCGUGCGCAGCUUUGCCACCGAGGAGAAGGAGUCAGAGCGUUACGAGGCAUCCUUGGGGGACACUUGCCGUCUGAAGAACCAAAGGGACUUGGAAAGGAUGGUUUACUUAUUUGUUGUACGGGUGCUCCAGUUGAGCCUGAAGUUCAUCCUGCUCUUCUGUGGCUACCAGCAGAUCCAAAACGGCCUCAUGACCAAAGGAAACCUGGUCUCCUUCAUCCUCUACCAAGCAAAUGUGGGGUGGUAUGUGCAGGCCCUGAUUUACACCUACGGAGAUGCCCUGAGCAAUGUGGGCGCCGCAGAGAAAGUCUUUGAAUAUCUUGACCGGGAGCCCUCUGUCCGCACAGAAGGGACGCUGUCUCCAGAAACCCUCGAGGGACGCAUCUCCUUCCAAAAUGUUUCCUUUUGCUAUCCCUCCCGCCCUAAUAUCCAGGUCCUGAAGAAUGUCUCCUUUGAGCUCCGCCCUGGGGAAGUGACGGCCUUGGUGGGCCCAAACGGCAGCGGAAAGAGCAGCUGCAUCGCCCUCCUGGAGCACUUCUACGAACCCCAAUCUGGGCAGGUUCUGCUGGAUGGAAAGCCAGUUGGGAAAUAUGAGCACAAGUAUCUCCAUAAGCAGGUGGCCCUAGUGGGCCAGGAGCCCGUCCUGUUCUCUGGGUCCAUCAGGGAGAAUAUCACUUACGGCCUACAAGGCUGCAGCGAGGAAGAUGUGAUCAGAGCAGCCAAAGAAGCUGAUGCCUUGGGAUUCAUCCGUGAACUGGAAGGAGGCUUUGAUGCAGAGGUGGGGGAAAAGGGGGACCAGCUCUCCAUUGGGCAGAAGCAACGGCUGGCCAUCGCCCGGGCCCUGAUCCGUGACCCGAAGGUCUUGGUGCUGGAUGAAGCCACAAGUGCCUUGGACUUCAAGAGUGACGAUGCAAUCCAGCAGUCUGUGAAGAGUGGAGGCCGGACAGUGCUGAUGAUUGCUCACCGGAUGCAGACAUUGGAGAAUGCAGACAAGAUUGUGAUGCUGGAAGGAGGGAAGAUUGUGAAGAUGGGACUCAACACGGAGCUGAUGGGCCAGAGAGGCCCCUACUACAGACUGGUGGAAAGGACCUAGGCGAAAUGACUUCUGGAGUUGCAACGGAGAUGUCAGCCAUAGGAUGCACUGCUUUUGUAGAUGCCAAAUGAAUGAUUUGCUGGGGAGAUAAACAGCACUCUUAGGAAAAGAGAGGGACCCAGAAGCUAGCUGUCUAGCAGCUUUUGACCAGUCAAGGGUUGCCGAAUUGCAGCCAUUUGGAAGGAGGUUGUCUUUCUCAUCUGGGCACAAGUCAUGUGGUGUUAAGUAACAAUUUAGGCCCUGGAAACUCCACAGUGUAAGGUGCAAAAUCCCAUUUCAAGCAAGUUGUACUUAGCAAACUCAUCAAUACCCCCGUUUUGUCCUUUGUUUAAAUUUAGUAUGUGAGACCUUUUUGUACAACCUGCUCUUUUGUCACACUUUUUAAUAUUGGUUGCAGAAAUUUCACUUCCUGUUUAUUUAACAAAAUAAAGUUCUGUGUGAUCCCUUUUA